AGGAAAAUAGGCUCGAACCACCAAGCUAUCUCCUCCGCCUCGCACUCGCCAGGCCAAGGCGACCACCGAUCUGUCUCGCGCUCGCCACCUCGCCUCCCCCGGUAGUCUCGACUCCGGGACGCGAAACCCUAGGCUCGAGACGCCAGGCGAGUAGACAUGGCGAAGGACCAGAAUGGCUCGUCCUCGGCCCAUGAUGGUGGAGGCGAUGAGGAGGAGACGGUGGGAGCAGCGCGUAGCGGCAGCAAGUCGCUAGACGCCGAGGGGGGCGAUCGAUCGAAGGGGAGCCGGGACCGGGGCCACCGUGGCAAGUCUAAGCGGCGGGAGGAGGACGAGGGGAGCGAGAGCUCCGGCGAGGACUACAGCGAGCGGCGAAAGCGCCGGAGGAAGGAGAAGGAGCGCCGGCGCCGGCGCCGGAGCCGCAGCGAGAGCUCGGGCUCGUCGUCGGAGUCUGAGUCCGAGUCGUCAUACUCGGGUUCCAGCGCGGAGUCGGAUAGCGAGUCGGAAUCAGAGGAGGAGAGGCGGAGGAGGCGGCGGAAGAGGAGGAAGGAGAGGGAGGAGGAGGAUAGGAGGCGGCGGAGGAAGGAGAAAGAGAGGAGGAAGAGGAAGGAGAAGGAAAAGGAGAGGGAGAGGAGGAAGAAGAAGAGGAGGAAGGAGGAGGAGAAGGAUUUGGGGAAGAAGGGCGCCGUGACCAACUCGUGGGGGAAGUAUGGUAUCAUCCGUGAGGUCGAUAUGUGGAACAAGCGACCAGAGUUCACUGCAUGGUUGUCAGAGAUCAAGCAGGUUAAUUUGGAGUCAUUAUCAAAUUGGGAAGAAAAACAAAUGUUUAAGGAAUUCAUGGAGGAUCACAAUACAGCCACUUUCCCGUCAAAAAAAUAUUAUGAUUUAGAUGCUUAUCAUCGCAAAGCGAUGGAGAAAGAGAAAAGGAAGGGUUUAAAGACCUUGGUAACUGAACGUACAGUAUUUAAUGAUGAGGAACAGCGACGGUUAGAAUUGUUGAAGGAACGUGAACGACGAAAGGAGGAAGAAGUGGAAGCUUUAAAACGCUCCAUGCAAGCUGGACUGGCUCAAGACAUGAAGGACCAGGUCCGUCUACGCGAGGAAAUGUUGUACCAAUACAAGUUGGGCAAUUUUCAGGCUGCUGCUGCAAUCCAAAAAAGAUUGGAUCCUGAUGCUCCUCCGCCAUAGGCGGCCUGUGGAGAGCCCAAUGCCCUGCAGUUAUUCCUCACGGGCCUUCAUGAACACUGUAGGACGAGCAUACCUACCAUAAUGAACUGCUGUUUGUUACAAAGCUUUUACGGAGCUAGCGUGUCAAAUGCUGUUAUUUUAUCAGUAGAAUUUUGAAUUCCAGCUACUCUUUCAGUUUUCACAUGCUCUGUGCUAACCAUAAUGAUCUGCUGUUUGUUACAAAGCUUUUACGGAGCUAGCGUGUCAAAUGCUGUUAUUGUAUCAUUAGAAUUUUGAAUUCCAGCUACUCUUUCAGUUUUCACA
This is a messenger RNA of Phragmites australis (common reed), 1488 nucleotides long. RefSeq lists its product as uncharacterized. The transcript has 8 exons. The record is from RefSeq and is a predicted model, not a curated record. The coding region runs from base 157 to 1185 and encodes 342 amino acids. Gene Ontology annotation, molecular function: nuclear import signal receptor activity. Gene Ontology annotation, biological process: protein import into nucleus. NCBI's taxonomy places the organism in Eukaryota, Viridiplantae, Streptophyta, Magnoliopsida, Poales, Poaceae.